This is a messenger RNA of Amoebophrya sp. A120, 579 nucleotides long. Lineage: Eukaryota; Dinophyceae; Syndiniales; Amoebophryaceae. The record is from the annotation of a GenBank genome assembly.
AUGGGUGGCUGCGUCGGGAAGUCCAAAGCCCGCACGCACGAUGACGCAGCACUGGCCCGGCGAUUGCAGCAGGAAGAGCUCCGAAAUGCGAACCAACCGCUGAUACCAAACCAACGUGGCGGGCCACCACCACCGAACAACGGCCGCGGGGGGUCCCGCGGGGGCAGUAAUGCUUUCGUUGGACAGGGGCAACUGUUGGGUGGCGACGUGCAAGCGAAGGCGGCGGAGGACCGAAGACAGUUGCAGCUGGAGGCCGCGGAAGCGCGCGCCAAGGCGACUGCGGGAAGAGGCGGGGUCUCGGAGAAACGAGCAAAAGAGCUCGAAGAAGCACAGGUGAAGGACGAUCUGAUUGGGAAGAUCCAGGCCUACUGCGCCAUGCGGAAAAAGGAGGAGCCGAUGGGGCUGCGGCUUGCCUCUGUGCCGCAACUCCAAGAAACUUUGCGGAACCUGCAGUCGGGCGUGUGAUAGUGGAAGUAAGAUCACUCUACCGACGCUGCUAUCGCGACAAGCACGAACUGCCAUGUAGUUGUUUUAGCGACACCAUGAAAGAUGAUCGUGUCAUGCUCUGACUGCGCAGGA